GAGUCUGUUUUCAUGCCUCAAUACCAUGCCGCAGACGAUCACCUCGGUGGAUCUACCUCAUACACAUUUGGAGACCUCAGUACCCAGUCGAUACCUAUCCCAUGUCAUCGUCGCGUCGCUCAAACGGCGCGGUUUCCAGGCGGCCGAGGCGGGCGCUCUGAUUGAAAUGGAGAGGUUGCUGAAGAGGCACGUUCAGAAUCUCUUCAUCCAUGCCAAAAGAUGGUCUGAUUUGGCCAAUCGAUCGUCACCGAAUGCUUUGGACUUUAUCGCCAGCCAUGAGGACAGAGUCAAAAGAUUGAAGAGAGAAUCGAAAAGGCCGAGGAAAGGUCCUAAGCUAUCCACUAUUCCCCGAGAGCCCUCUCCGACGCCGCUGCAGCUGUUGACGGAUCUCAAGGAGAUCAUGCUGGCGAACAAUGGCUCGUCGGACGAUAUCAAGCCGACAAUGAUGGACAUCCCAGAGAGGAAGUUGGAAGGUGCUUUCGAAGGCGCUCCGAGUCUUCCUGGAGAAUGGACUUAUGCAGAUCCUCGGACCGACGCUGAUGGUGAUCCCGAUAAUUCUGUGGAACCUCCCUCUUCUCGACUACCCCUCGUCACACCUUCUUCGCUGGAGUUUGUCAAGUCCACAGUGGCUGAAAAGGGGAUAGAUCCAGAAUUAGGAAUCGUCAAUUAUCGGAAGAGGGCCAGAGGGGCUUUGAGGUAAGGCGGGUGAAAGAGGGUUCGUCACGGAUGCGUGUACUACAAAGCAUCGGCGAGAGCAUAAUCAGUGACCAGCGGACUCUCAUCUACGUUGGAAGAGGAGAUUCGCUACUCGUAGACACGACAUAUUGGAUGCGAGAGCAACAUUGUACAAUACGUUUACAUUCGAGCCAAUGUAUAUAUAAUGAGGUCACG
This is a messenger RNA of Kockovaella imperatae, 891 nucleotides long. RefSeq lists its product as hypothetical. The record is from RefSeq and is a predicted model, not a curated record. Lineage: Eukaryota; Fungi; Basidiomycota; Tremellomycetes; Tremellales; Cuniculitremaceae. Bases 26 to 700 code for a protein of 224 amino acids. The transcript has 4 exons. Gene Ontology annotation, molecular function: protein heterodimerization activity.